Molecule: messenger RNA, 159 nt
Organism: Aspergillus steynii IBT 23096
Lineage: Eukaryota; Fungi; Ascomycota; Eurotiomycetes; Eurotiales; Aspergillaceae
Exons: 1
Source: RefSeq, a predicted model, not a curated record
GUUAAAAUCUAUAUAGAUAAUGUAGUUAUCGCGUCUAUUUUAGUAGAUAAGUAUGUUAAAUAUUUAUUUAUAGUCUUUAAUAAGUUUUUAAUAAUAAAUCUUAAGCUGGAAUCCUUAAAAAUAUUUAUUAGAUUUCUAUCUGUACAGCUACUUAGUUAA